AUGUACAGCAACACCCUGAACAGCCACAGCAACAGAACCAGCAGCAGCAGCAGCAUCAGGAUUGCAGGAGCAGCAGCAGCAGGAGCAGCAGCAGCAGGAUCUAUCCGGGGGUUCGCUACAGAGUCAUUUCCUAAGGGUUUGCAUAGAGACUUAGACUCAGGCUGCACAGACACCCCAGUAGGAGGCGAAAACCUUUAUAGAAGAGUCGGAGGCCCCGGCUACCCGAUGCUCUUCGAUGUUAAAUACGACAAACCUACUUGGCAGCCCUUGUGGGAAGACGAACACGAAGUCAUUCCCAGAGACGGAUUCGGGGUGCCUGCACAUAUCCCUCCUGAGGUGUCUACGAAGAUAAAGCAUGUGGUGUAUAUACCGCCUCAUUAUUAUACCUUUUUAAAACGUUUAGGCGAAGACAGCCCGUCAUUGCAGCCGUUUAUGAGUAAAUUAAUUCAAGGGCAGUUAACCUUCGCAGAUUAUGAAGAAAUGUUUUAUAAGUUCGCUAAACCUGCUAAAAUUUACAGAGCACAGAUACCUAAACCCUUCAGAACUCAACAAGAAGUUCAGCAGCAACAACAAGUUGAUUGGGAGGGGGCGUGGCUCUCCUAUAGACAAAGAGUACUUGCAGAUUAUCAGUCUACAGUAUAUUUACGAGAGUAUUUGUUCGGUGCAAUGCUCGGAAUUUUCUUCGGCUAUCUUUGGUUGGAUCAGCACCGACAGUACAGAUUAGAUAUGAAGUUGUUUUAUUUAGAAGCCCCCGAGAAUAAGGUUAAUUGGGUUAAGCCUAGAGGAGAUCUGGUGUAA
This is a messenger RNA of Eimeria acervulina, 798 nucleotides long. RefSeq names its product Chromosome II, complete genome, related. Bases 1 to 798 code for a protein of 265 amino acids. NCBI's taxonomy places the organism in Eukaryota, Apicomplexa, Conoidasida, Eucoccidiorida, Eimeriidae. The transcript is spliced from 3 exons. The record is from RefSeq and is a predicted model, not a curated record.